Anneissia japonica is the source of this 2021-nucleotide messenger RNA. RefSeq names its product WD repeat-containing protein 76-like. Gene Ontology annotation, biological process: regulation of DNA damage checkpoint. Gene Ontology annotation, molecular function: DNA binding; protein binding. Bases 101 to 1753 code for a protein of 550 amino acids. The record is from RefSeq and is a predicted model, not a curated record. NCBI's taxonomy places the organism in Eukaryota, Metazoa, Echinodermata, Crinoidea, Comatulida, Comatulidae. The transcript is spliced from 13 exons. Gene Ontology annotation, cellular component: nucleus.
UGGCGCAAUGCAAGACAAACAAACUGCGCGGUUAACUGAACAGCGCGAAAGCUUGUUUUUAUGAGAAGGUUGUUUUUUGCUUUCAUACAUUUUAUUAAUAAUGAUUGGUAUUGUGAAUGCAAAGGCAAAACGUAAGCAUGUAGAUGAAGACAUGUAUGAUCCGAAAAAGAGAAAGAUUGAGUUGCGAAGAUCAAACAGAAUUAGAAGGACUGAGGUAGAAGAGAAAAAAGAACUAAAAAGAGAAGAGGAAAAUGAAGAACAAGAGAAGGAAAAUAUCAUUGAAGUGAUUCAGCCAAAACCCAUUGAAGUUCAUAGUUCUUAUGUGCAUACAGAGUUGUCUGAUUACGAGAAGUUGAGGCUAAAGAAUAUCGAAGAAAACCAAAAGUUCUUUGCUUCAUUGGAAAUUUUUAAAACUAAAGAAGAUAUGAUGAUGGGGACUCCUAAAAUCAAAAAGCCAUCUUCUCGCGGUUUGAAGAGCGAGAAGAAGCCAGCAGAACCUAUUAUUCUACGCCCUCGUUCGCUGAGACUGCAGCGUAUUGAUCCAAGCGGUGAUCCGUUACCAAAAAUUGAAUUCACUGAACCAGUAGAAGAACAUCCAAGAAAACCAGCUGGACCCCUUGAUAUGACACCGACCAACAUUAAGAAUGAAAAUAAAGAAAAUCUAAGUACAGACUUCAGUAAAUGUAUGGAAUGCCUGCAAAAUCAACUUACAGAAACGGAAUCUCCUGAUAUGAAAAUGUGCGUGCUACCUCUCCUGAAGCUGGGACUUACGGAAGAAAGGGUCGCAAAAGUUGUUCCAAAUAGAAUAUUCUCCUUAGAUGUUCAUCGGUCUGCCUCAAAGCUCAUAAUUGGGGUAGGGGGAAAAUGGGGUCACCUAGGAAUCUGGGAUGUGGAGUCAAAGAAUGAGAAUGAUGGAGUUUUUCUCUUUGAACCUCACUCUCGACCAAUCAACUGCUUCAAAUUUGCACCAAUGGAUUGUGGAAAGUUUCUCUCCUGCAGUUAUGAUGGCACUGUACGAUGCGGUGACUUGAAUAAGCUGGUAUUCGAGGAUGUAUAUUGUACAAACCCUGAUGAAGACCAGUGGUUGAGUUACUUUGAUUUCCUAUCACCUGAUGGCUCUCAGCUUCUUAUUGGUCAGAAUAUGAAAGCAGGAUAUGCUGCCCUCAUUGACAGACGAACUAACAGUAGUUCUCCCGUUCAAACUUACAAGCUGCAUGAUCGCAAUGUUAAGACCGUAUCCAUCCACCCACUGAAGAAGAACUACUUUGUUACAGCUUCCACAGACACGACUGUUGCAUUGUGGGAUCUGCGUAUGUUAAGCAACGAAGGGAAGAACAAACCGCUGAGUUACCUGCCACACUUGAAAACUGUCUCAAGUGCGUUCUUCUCACCCGUGACCGGAAGCCAAGUUCUCACAACCUCCGUGGAUGACAGGUUGAGGAUUGCUGACUUUGAUAUGUCUGGGUCAACUCAAGGUCUGAAUUUAAAGACAACAAUAAGACACAACAAUCAUACUGGACGAUGGUUGUCAAGUUUCCGUGCCCAAUGGCACCCACGACUGGAAGAUGUAUUCGUUGUUGGUAGCAUGGACCGUCCAAGGAGGAUUGAGCUUUUUUCUACUGAUGGCACCAUUUUACACAACUAUAUGGAGGAGGAAUUUCUUUCAUCGGUUUGUUCUGUUAACGCAUUCCAUCCAUCACGAAACAUUCUGAUUGGUGGGAAUUCAAGUGGCCGUGUGCACGUUUUUAUGUGAGGAAGUGGAAUCAACACAUACUGUACUGUAUAUAAGAAGAUAUAUGAAGAAUUUUAAAGUUUUGCAUGUUUAUGUAAGUUAAAAUAUAGUCUUAAAGAAAACUGAUUUAAAUUAGGAAAACAAGGUUUAAUAAAGUGAAAGGGCAAAGGUAGAAAGUGAUAGCUAGAUAGAUGAGUAGAUGGUUUAAUGGAAUGAUGGAUGGAUGGAUGGCUUAGUAAAUGGGUAGAAGGAUUGAUGAAUGUGUGGAAGGAUUGAAAAAUCAGUGUAU